UUUUGUAGCGUUAUGCGGCAGCCACACUAUUUCCUUCUUUUCGCUUUCGUUUCCGGCGAACGGUGUUUAUUCAUUCAUCGAACAACAAGGUAAGCCAUGGCCGACACACAAGCCAAGUCCGCUGCUGCGCCCAAGGCCGCCAAGGCCCAGAAGGCUCCCAAGGCCGCCAAAGCCCCCAAGGCCGAGAAGCCCGCCGCCACUGAGGCCAAGGUUUCCGCCAGGAAGUACAAGCGCCACGGACGCCUCUUCGCCAAGGCCGUUUUCACCGGCUACAAGCGUGGUCUGAGGAACCAGCACGAGAACCAGGCCAUCCUCAAGAUUGAGGGAGCCCGCCGCAAGGAGCACGGAUCCUUCUACGUUGGCAAGCGUUGCGUCUAUGUUUACAAGGCCGAGACCAAGAAGUGCGUGCCACAGCAUCCCGAGCGCAAGACCCGUGUCCGCGCCGUCUGGGGCAAGGUUACCCGCAUCCACGGCAACACCGGUGCCGUGCGUGCCCGCUUCAACAGGAACCUGCCUGGUCACGCCAUGGGACACCGCAUCCGCAUCAUGCUGUACCCAUCGAGGAUUUAAGUUAAUACCCAACUUAAGUAACUGACCUGCAGGAGUAAAAAAUCCGUUUUAUAUUAAAUGAAACAAUUUAAAUUUAAUUACAACCCAACUUUGUUUCACAUUAA
Molecule: messenger RNA, 674 nt
Organism: Drosophila suzukii
Lineage: Eukaryota; Metazoa; Arthropoda; Insecta; Diptera; Drosophilidae
Gene: RpL35A
Product: ribosomal protein L35A
Biological process (GO): cytoplasmic translation; ribosomal large subunit biogenesis
Cellular component (GO): ribosome; cytosolic large ribosomal subunit
Molecular function (GO): structural constituent of ribosome
Source: RefSeq, a predicted model, not a curated record